GACAUGACUCAUUCCACUAAGAACUUUAAGAUCCACCAAUACCUUUCUCUUCCUAUAAAUACAUUUCCUGAAUCCAUGGUUAGAGUCAUCACUCUAAACGUCUGACAAUCACACAGCAUUCUGGGAAUAGAAAGCAAAAACGGAAUCACAUUGGAGCAAUAGCAAUUCAUCAAAUAUGAAGACACAGAAGCUGACACAUGUUUUUGGAACUCCGGUCGGCUCACAUGUGGCAUAUCUGGGUGAGAGGACACCAAAAAGAAUUUUACAAGAUCCUGCUACUGCUACUGCUACUGCUAGCCGAUACCAAAUUUCCGCUUCUUCAAUUGGAUCUCUAAAAUUAAAACAGAAAAAAGUAGAUUGGAAGAACAAACUUGGAGGAAAGCAAGACAAUCUUGCAAAUGGCAUCAGAGAGCAUGUGAGAUUAGGGCCCAAGAUCACUGAAACUGUGAAGGGGAAACUGAGUUUGGGAGCUAAAAUUAUUCGAGUAGGCGGUGUGGAUAACAUUUUCAAGCACCACUUCAGCAUUAGAGAAGGAGAGAAGCUGCUAAAGGUUUCCCAAUGCUAUUUAUCAACAACAGCUGGUCCAAUAGGAGGCCUCCUCUUCAUCUCCACUGACAAAGUUGCCUUUUGCAGCGACAGAUCCAUCAGAUUGUCUUCUCCAACUGGCGAGUUUGUUAGAAUUCGUUACAAGGUGUUGAUCCCGGUAGGAAAGAUAUUGAGAGCCGAGGAAAGCCAAAAUGUGAAGAGACCAUCACGGAAGUACAUAGAAAUAGUUACUGUGGAUGAUUUUGAUUUCUGGUUUAUGGGAUUCUUGAAUUGUCGAAAAACAUUGAAAUGUCUUCAGCAGGCAAUCUCUCAAGCCCAAUGAUACACUUCUGUAGUCAAGUACUCUGUACAAAUUUUGCUACUUCGGCUUACUUUGCUUCAAAGCAAAGGAAUGUAUUGAUAAAUGACAUCAUUGAGCUAUUUGACAUUAUGGAUAUCAUUAUGAUUCAA
Molecule: messenger RNA, 996 nt
Organism: Camellia sinensis
Lineage: Eukaryota; Viridiplantae; Streptophyta; Magnoliopsida; Ericales; Theaceae
Product: GEM-like protein 4
Source: RefSeq, a predicted model, not a curated record